Molecule: messenger RNA, 469 nt
Organism: Anolis carolinensis (green anole)
Lineage: Eukaryota; Metazoa; Chordata; Lepidosauria; Squamata; Anolidae
Product: arrestin-C-like
Exons: 6
Coding region: 1-435 (144 amino acids)
Biological process (GO): signal transduction; visual perception; G protein-coupled receptor internalization
Molecular function (GO): G protein-coupled receptor binding
Source: RefSeq, a predicted model, not a curated record
AUGUCCCUUUUAAAGUUGAAGCAAAGUGAUGACAAAGACAAGUACUCAGUUGUAACGAAGGUCAGAGAACGAUGUGUCUUCAAGUGCUCGUUUGCUCACACCAAGUCGGUGUGUUCGGAGGAGUUCCUCGAGAACGUGGCGGCCAACUCCACCUUCUCCAAGAGCUACACCGUCACCCCCCUUCUGAGCAACAACCGCGAGAAGCGGGGCCUGGCCCUCGACGGGAAGCUCAAGCACGAGGACACCAACCUGGCCUCCACCACCGUCCUGAGACCUGGGAUGGACAAAGAAGUUCUGGGGAUCCUGGUUUCCUACAAAGUGAAGGUCAACCUGAUGGUCUCCAGAGGCGGCAUCCUCGGAGAUCUCACAUCCAGUGACGUUGGAGUGGAGGUGCCCGUCAUCCUGAUGCACCCGAAGCCAACCGACAGUGAGUAAUCAGCACAUAAAAGAGGGAGAAGAAAUCAAACUC